UUAGACAUUUGACUUGGUAAAUGGUAUAGUUUGCUUACUUGCUGGUAUAUAUCAUCUAUUUCUGAAGUAUACACUGAAACUAAUGAACAUGAUUCAUAGAGAACUGCUUUAGGUCCGUUAUCAUCUAUCUGAGGUUACCUGUUCUAAUCAUAGAGAACUAAGUCAAUACUUGGGUAUGAAUUUGGUUUUUUUUUUCUUGCUCUGUUCUUGGGUAGGCUUGGAUUUGGUUCUAUUUUUUUUUUUUCUGAUCUGUUCUAAUCAUAGAGAACUAAGUCAAUACUUGGGUAUGAAUUUGGUUUUUUUUUUUCUUGUUCUGUUCUUGGGUAGGCUUGGAUUUGGUUCUAAUUUUUUUUUUCCUGAUCUGUUCUAAUCAUAGAGAAUUAUGAAAGCCAUAGAUAAUUGACAUUUUAUUAUAUAUAUAUUUAUAAGCAUAUAAGCUCUGCACGGACAGAUUUAAGAACUAGUUACUUGUUCUUUUUAUUUUUUUUUCUUUGAUUAUAGAUUUCCAUCAAAGAGUGUUUGAUUUGUUUGAUCAAAAUGUCAGAAAACACCUAAUGAAUCUUCAAGAAAGUAUAAUAACAUUCAUAAGAAAAAAGAGAUGUAUAUGUCUAUGAUCAAUGUUUUUAUUUCCAAGUUAAUUUCAAUGCAUAUUGUUUUAGUGAAAUAUGGUAGAGAGAAUAAAAACCUGUUUGUCAGUACCUUCUCCUUGCACCCAGUUGAAGCACCUAAAGAAAAAAAUUUAAUUAAACAAUCAAACCAAUAUAGCCAUGAUAUUUAAUCAGUAUAUACCAUACAUACCUCAACAAAAUGUCGAUGAACUAGUGAAAAAAAAAGAUAUACUUACUAUAUAUAUUAAUUUUCUUAGAUAGUAUCCUCCUUGAAAAACUAAAAUUUAAAUUUCAAACUAGUUAUUUGUAAUUUUUUUAAUUAAUACUUUCAUUUCCUAUAUUUGUGCUGAUUAUACGUGAGAUAUGUAUAUUUAAUGAAAUAAAAAUUUGAAAAUAUUAAAUUGUUUUUUUAUAAUAAAUUUUUAUUAUAUUUCCUACUUUACAAAAAUUAAAACUAAAUUUACAUUUUAUACUGAAUGGUUGUUGUUUCCUAAAUAUGUGGUUAUAGUUAAGUAAAAUAUUUUUUAAUUAUUAAAAAACUGAAUAUGCAUAUAUAUAAUAGGUUAGUUUUUUAAAUUAUGUUAAAGAUAUUUGUAUUAUUGACCCAUACAUAGGAAUCAGUUUUGCUGAGUCAUAUAUUUGAAUUUGGCUGUAAUCACUCUAACCGACCAAAGCAAAACUUGAUCGGAACAUAAACAAAAAUCAUGCACUCCCUCUCUUUGGGUUCGCACUCUCUCUCUCUCUUUAGGCUUUAGCCCACUCUCUCUCUCUUGAUCAUCUUCUUACUGAGCUCUCUUUCUUUGUUUGUGGAGAGAGUCACUCUCCCUAUGGUUUCUCUCUCAAAAAGUAUAUUCUUUGCUUUAUAGUUUUUAGUAGGUGGGUUUGAUUUUUUUAUCUCUAAAGCUCCACAGAAGAUGCAAAAGUUCCCCUCCAACUCUAGGCCAUUAAACUCAAAUUCCCAUUUGAUUUAAAGCUCUAUCAUUUUUUUCUCUAUCUCUCACUCAAAAAUCAAUCUUAAAGCUUGAGAAGAAGAACAAAGUAUUCUUCUUCUUUAUGCUUCUUACUUAGUCUUUUUGUGCUCUUUUUUUGGUUCUCUGGUGUACAAACAGAAUCCUAUAAACUUGGUUAGAGUUUUAGACAUUCAAAGCAAGAAACAUAAAUUUUAUGUCAAAGAUGAGUUUGAAAAGUCCACAAGGAUUUUGGUUUUUCAUUCACUUGUAUUGUCAAAUAAUUGCUAUUGAAUGUGUUAAAGAAUUAUUCAAGAUUCAAGAAGCAGAGGCUGCUUAUUUCUGUAAGAUUUAAAGUUUUACUAGUUGUGGCUUACAGUCACCAAUUGAUUGUUGACUGUAAGGUUUAAAGUUUUUCCAGCACUAACAUUGUCGAUUGUUGGUUGGCACACUGAGCUGAGACUUCGGAUUAGUAUCUACAUUCAUGUAGUAGAAGUUCAGAGGUUCUGUUUGGUAUCUUUCAUGUGUUGUGUUGGUAUCUGAUAGUUUAUUUUGGCUAUGGAUAGUUUGUGGUUAUCUAAAUGAUUAAUGCAGAUGAGGCCAAUUUUUGAAUUAUCUAUGAGAUCUGGAUUUAGAUAUUGCCACGUUGCGGUAUUAUGUAUUAUAGCUUUUGAGUUGAUUUCCCAAAUCUUUGAAUUUUCAUCUGAAUAAGCUACUCUUUUGGAUUUGAAGCAAUAUUGUAAAUUCUUUUUGUAAGAAUGUUGGUUUCAUGAAUUAACAUACAGUUGUGAACUCGUACGGUUGGAUUGGUUUGAUGCUCUCAGUAUAAGGUCAGAUAUCUGGUUCUUGAUUGAUAUCUUUCGUUUAUUUUCCCACAACUUUUGAUGUAUGCAGAGCAAGACAUCAACUGUUUGUGAGCUCAAUUGGUUCUCAGUACAAGGCUUGACAUUUGAAGUUGCCUUGUGAUUAUCAACUGAUCUGUUGGAUUUACUUUCUGUGGAUCACAUUUGAUGUUUGAAGUCGUCUUAUGAUUGUGAAGAAUUUACAAGCAUGGUGACCAACAUGAGAUUCGAUGAAGAACCCAAUUAUUCAAAGCUUAUUUCUCUUUUUGAUGGCAGCAUAGCUCUUAAUGUGUCUCUGCGACCAAUCAGAACUGAUGGGGUAGCUAAGUUUGGUCAAAAAAGAGGAAGAUCACUUGUGGAGUUAGAAGAUGGUGGGCAGCCUAGGAAGAACGUUCGAUCAGGUAGUCCAGUCUCUCAGUGGAUCUCAGUAUUUAAUUACAGAUCAGCAAUGAAGCAGAGUUGCUGGUGCAUGCAAUGGCAGUGCCUUGGUGGUAAUGUCUCAAGGAAUGACUUCAAGAGGGAGCAUGAAGUGGAAUUGCUGCCAACUUCUUUAUAUAUGUAAAUAUGAACUAAAAGUACAAUUUUUGACAUGUGUAUAGAUUUUUGUAUUAUGUUUUAUAUUGAUUUUGUACUAAAUAUUUUAUUUUAGUUUGUAUUUUGCUUAUCUAUUUUAUAAAAAUUAAUUUUGAUAUUUUAUUAA
Molecule: messenger RNA, 3097 nt
Organism: Humulus lupulus (European hop)
Lineage: Eukaryota; Viridiplantae; Streptophyta; Magnoliopsida; Rosales; Cannabaceae
Product: casein kinase 1-like protein HD16
Exons: 5
Coding region: 2606-2959 (117 amino acids)
Source: RefSeq, a predicted model, not a curated record